AUGCGCUCCCUCUCGCCUAACGACCGGCGUCGACCGUCGUUUGGAGCUGCACCCCAGGUUGCGGGGCGGCUCUCAGCGUCGCCUCCCACCGACCCAAUACAGCCGGACAAUGCUGUCCUGGAGGAUGAAGAAGCCUCUCCGGUCGCACAGGAUUCCUCGAUGUUGGAUGUGACGGUCCCCCAGUUGCUGCAACAAGGUGUACCGAUGCUGAAGGUGUCAGCUAAGAAACAGAAACGGUACGUAUUCAAGCUGGACCCCGACCAAGGCCAGAUUGUCUGGCAGUCGAAGAAGCUGCGUAUCAUUUACAUCGAGAACAUCAAGGAACUACGGGAGGGCGCUGACGCGCGCUAUUACCGCGAGCAGUUCCAGAUAUCGCCGUCGUUUGAGGACCGAUGGCUCACCAUCGUAUAUGUGCUCGACGGACGUUACAAGACGCUGCACCUGCUCGCGGCGACGCGUGAUGUCUUCCAGAUGUGGGACCUCACGCUGCGCCGGCUGUAUGCGAUUCGACAGAAGCUCAUGAGCGGCCUAGGACAUACGGAGGUGCGCCAGGCGGUCUGGGAGAAGCAGUUCUGGAAGGGCGAGUCGGGCACGGACCAGAGGCUCGAGUUUGAGGAGGUCGAGCGGAUGUGCAGGAGGCUGAAUAUCAACCCGAGCAGAGAUGAUCUGUUGCGGAGGUUCAAGGAAGUCGACCUUCAGGGCCGAGGCUACCUCGACUUUGCCGAUUUCCAACGUUUUGUCAAGGCGCUCAAGGCGCGGCCUGAGAUCGACAGUUUGUAUGAGCGGAUCGCAGGUGGUAGUGGUGGGACUGUCACAUAUGAAGCCUUCGAGAGGUUCAUGCGUACAUGUCAGAAGUCAUCGUUGAGUGCCAACGAGCUACAGCGCAUCUUCUUGCGGUACGCCUCGUCGAUAGACGACCGCGGUACCUCUCCACCAUCCUCGCCCUUCCAGACUUCGUUGGAACUAGCCGUGCAAUCUGCCUCGGUGAUGAGGGAAGCCGGGCCGUCCGGCGGACACACUGACCCUACAGGUAGCUCACCACGCCCUUCAUCUUCCAUCGGCACGCCCUCAUCCGGGAUAUCGACAUCCAACUCUGGGCUUACUGUCGAGACUGCGGUGAUGUCACUCAAGGGCUUCACAACCUUCCUGCUGUCUACCGACAACUCGGCGUUUGCGGACCAGCACGGAAAGAUCUACCAUGACAUGACGCGCCCUCUGUCUGACUAUUAUGUUUCAUCAUCACAUAACACGUACCUGGUUGGCCAUCAACUCGUAGGAGAGAGCACGAUUGAAGGGUACAUCCGCGCAUUGCUGCACAGCUGCAGGAGUGUCGAGCUUGACAUUUAUGACGGCGACAUUGAGCCCGUCGUGUACCACAAGCAUACGCUCGUCUCGAAGGUGUCUCUGCGCGACGCGUGUGCUGCGAUCAACAAGUACGCGUUCGUCGCCUCGCCGUACCCGAUCAUCAUCUCGGCAGAGGUACACUGCUCGUUGUCGCAGCAAGAGCUCAUCGCGAGCAUCAUGCAAGAGGAGUUUGGAACCGCACUCGUGAGCGCACCAAUUGAUGGGAGACCAAGACUGGAAUAUCUACCCAGCCCGGAAGACCUGAAAGGGUGUAUCCUGCUGAAGGCAAAGAACCUGUUCGUGACGACGGACCAGGAGGGUAUGCAGGAGAAGGAGAUUGUAGUAGAUGCUGAGUUGUCCUCGACUGAGACAUCGUCCGCUUCUGAGCUGGAGGAGCUGAAGGAAUGGCGGACUACGCACAUGAAGGAGCUCAGGUCUGAGUUCAAGAAAGCCCGUGCAGUCCUUGGAGGCUCUCCGCGUGCAGACGCGCGUCAGCUCCCUCCCCCGUAUCAACCUCCGCAGAAAGUGAAGAUGUCGCUCUCCCUCGUCGCGCUCCUCGUCUACACCGUCGGCGUCAAGUGUCGUGGACUCAACAAGAAGGAAGUGUACGCGCCGGAGCACCUGUUCUCGCUGUCGGAGGGAACGACGAACCGGAUCAUGAAGCAGGGCAUGCUAGACUUGAUCAAGCACAAUCGCACACACUUAGUCAGGAUCUAUCCCAAGGGCACGCGCAUUGGCUCGACGAACUUUGAGCCCCAUCGGUUCUGGUCAGCGGGGUGCCAGCUAGUGGCGAUCAACUGGCAGACGUUCGACCUGGGCUACAUGAUCAACCGUGCGAUGUUCCAGCGUAACGGGCGCGCGGGCUACGUCCUCAAGCCGCUUGCCCUUCGCUCGAACGACAAGCACCUCCUCGGAAGACACACAAGUCACCGUCUCGAGGUGACCAUCAUUUCUGCGCAACAGCUACCCCGGCCGAAGGACUCGUCCGGACGCGACGUCAUCGACCGGUCCACCGUGGACCCUUUCAUUGAGGUUUCCUUGCACAUCCCCGACUGGACGGAGGCACCGCACCAUGUCCCCCCGCCGCCGCUGCCACGCUCCCGGCGUACGUCGCAAACUGCACCGGACACGCCGCCCGCGGAUGUGAAGGACCCGCUGACGGCGGUUACCUCUGCGCGCACGGUCGUGCAGCGGACGGUCGUAGUGAAGAACAACGGGUUCAACCCGGUGUGGGAGCAGCAGCUGAGCAUACCGUUCGACGUGACGGGCGAGAUGCAGGAGUUGAUCUUCGUGCGAUUCGCCGUGAAGCAGGAGGGCCUCGCGGACGAGGAGCCGCUGGCGGUGUAUUGCGCGAGUCUGGGGAGCCUGAAUAUGGGCUAUCGACACCUGCCGCUUCACGACGCCCAACUCUCGCAGUACCUGUUCUCUACGCUCUUCGUCAAGCUUGACAUCCUCGACGCCUAG
Molecule: messenger RNA, 2808 nt
Organism: Fomitopsis serialis
Lineage: Eukaryota; Fungi; Basidiomycota; Agaricomycetes; Polyporales; Fomitopsidaceae
Product: PLC-like phosphodiesterase
Exons: 9
Coding region: 1-2808 (935 amino acids)
Biological process (GO): lipid metabolic process; phosphatidylinositol-mediated signaling
Molecular function (GO): calcium ion binding; phosphatidylinositol-4,5-bisphosphate phospholipase C activity
Source: RefSeq, a predicted model, not a curated record